Molecule: messenger RNA, 1116 nt
Organism: Pedinophyceae sp. YPF-701
Lineage: Eukaryota; Viridiplantae; Chlorophyta; Pedinophyceae
Source: the annotation of a GenBank genome assembly
AUGACGGACGCUGCGCAGGAGCAGCAGGAACCUUGCUGGCAGGAACCUGGCCAGACGGACGGGGGCGGCGACGCAGGGGGAGAAUACGAAGAUGAUUCAUGUUCGUGGGAGGCGGAGUCCUCGGACAGCGGGGAGCUGGUUGGUCGCUGCCUCCCGGUGCAGGACAUCGACGGCAUCAGCGGAGACUUCACCGAGGGCGUGCCCGACGACGCCGACCUGUACCUCGCGAUGGUCAGGGCGCAGGCCAAGGGAAUGCCGAAGGUCUCGGUGUCGUCGGCGCCCGCCCCGGGCACGCAGCGUGCCCCGCCGGAACCGUCGCAAGAGGCUGCUCGUGACGACACCCCUGCAGCGGUCGCGGACGGCGACGGCGACGCAGGUGCGGGGGCGCACGAGGCAGCGAGCGACGCGGGCGGCGAGGAGGACGCCGGGCGCAGCGAGAGCGCGGCUCCCGCGCCCGCACCUGCGUCGCAGCAAGUGCCGAAGAAUUUGCCGCGGAAGUACCGGGACGCUCUGCGCGUGGGUGCCGGCAUCGCGCUGGAGGAGGCGAGUGCGCUCCUCGACGCCGGCUGGGUGGCCAGCGCGGUGGCGGAGUUCGCGGAUGUGCGAGCCGCGACGGCACGCUGCCGCCCGCCGCCGCUGCCCGCGGGCUCCCGCCGAGUGCACCCGAAGGACGCCGCGAACUUCGUGGCGCGCGUGUUGCCCGACGUCGAGGAGGACGCGACGGGCUCCGGCGCCGGCAGCAAGCCGACCCUGUCGGUCGUUGUCGGGGGCAUGGACCGCGUGGCAUCGGGGGCGGUGCUCGAGGCGUUCGUGGACGAGGCGGAGGAGCGGGGCAAGCUCGGGGAGCUGCACGCGUCGUGGCUGUACGCGCUCCUGUGUCGCGUGGAGGAUCCGCUGGACGCGGCAGCGGUGGCGAGCAUUCGUGCACUGGCGCGGUGGAGCGUGUGGCGGUUGCGGCGCAUAGGGGACGCGGUGGGCGGGGUGCGCGGGGAGGAGCAGGCGGAGAUGCCGGGGGCGCUGUCGCGCGAGGCGGGCGAGCGCGAGCUGCCCCGCGUGGCCGUCCUGCUGGCGGUGUGCGGCGGCUUCUUCCGGCAGUGCGAGGGGCUGAGCGUGUGA